Molecule: messenger RNA, 1035 nt
Organism: Musca vetustissima
Lineage: Eukaryota; Metazoa; Arthropoda; Insecta; Diptera; Muscidae
Gene: CSN5
Product: COP9 signalosome complex subunit 5
Exons: 3
Coding region: 23-1027 (334 amino acids)
Biological process (GO): protein deneddylation
Cellular component (GO): COP9 signalosome; cytoplasm
Molecular function (GO): protein binding; metallopeptidase activity; deNEDDylase activity
Source: RefSeq, a predicted model, not a curated record
AAUUUGAAAAAAAUUUGCAAAAAUGGACGCUGAUGCCGCACGUAGGUCCUGGGAACUGGAAAAUAAUAUCAAAACACUGCCAGCAUGUGAUGAAAUCUUUCGUUAUGAUGCCGACCAGCAAAGACAAAUUCUGGAUGCCAAGCCAUGGGAAAAAGAUCCCCAUUAUUUUAAGGAUAUUAAAAUUUCCGCUUUGUCUCUAUUGAAAAUGGUAAUGCAUGCUCGUUCGGGUGGGACUUUGGAAAUUAUGGGAUUACUGUUGGGCAAGGUGGAGGAUAACACAAUGAUUGUCAUGGAUGCAUUUGCUUUGCCGGUAGAAGGCACUGAGACUCGAGUCAAUGCCCAAUCGCAAGCCUAUGAGUAUAUGUCGGCCUAUAUUGAUUCCGCCAAAGAAGUUGGUCGUUUGGAAAAUGCCAUUGGUUGGUAUCACAGCCAUCCCGGUUAUGGUUGUUGGCUGUCGGGUAUUGAUGUCUCCACCCAGAUGCUCAAUCAAAACUAUCAAGAACCAUUUGUUGCUAUUGUGGUGGAUCCCGUACGCACGGUAUCGGCUGGUAAGGUAUGCCUCGGUGCAUUCCGUACCUAUCCCAAAGGAUAUAAACCACCAAAUGAAGAACCAUCAGAAUAUCAAACAAUUCCAUUGAAUAAAAUUGAAGAUUUUGGUGUCCAUUGUAAACAAUAUUAUCCGCUGGAAGUGAGCUAUUUCAAAUCGGCAUUGGAUCGCAAACUAUUGGAUUCAUUGUGGAAUAAAUAUUGGGUAAACACAUUGGGCAGUUCUGGCCUAUUGACCAAUACGGAAUAUACAACAGGGCAAAUAUUUGAUUUGUCCGAGAAGUUGGAACAAAGUGAAUCGAGUUUGGGAAGGGGUACAUUUUUGUUGUCUGGUGGCGAUGUAAAUGAAAAACGCACUGAAGAUAAACUAACUAAGGCCACCAGAGAUUGCAGCCGUGCCUCAAUUGAAUUGAUCCACGGUUUAAUGGCUCAAAUUGCCAAGGAUAAAUUAUUCAACAAAGUUGGUUUGGAUAACAAAUAAAUUGAUUA